Trifolium pratense (red clover) is the source of this 1552-nucleotide messenger RNA. Its product is annotated as ankyrin repeat-containing protein BDA1-like. The transcript has 2 exons. NCBI's taxonomy places the organism in Eukaryota, Viridiplantae, Streptophyta, Magnoliopsida, Fabales, Fabaceae. The record is from RefSeq and is a predicted model, not a curated record. Gene Ontology annotation, molecular function: protein binding. Bases 41 to 1291 code for a protein of 416 amino acids.
AACAGGCAAAAUUUUCAUACCGAAAUUCACAGCUUCAAACAUGAACCUAACAAAUAUAAUUUAUAAACUGAAACUGGCAGAUGAAGAGGAAAAUAUAAACCUCCUCUAUGAAGUAAUUCAAGAUAAUCCAUCCAUUUUGGAGAUUAUAGAUUCAAAACAGUUUGUCGAAACUCCUUUGCAUAUCGCUGCAUCAAGGGGGCAAAUCCAGUUUGCCAAUGAAAUUAUGAAUUUGAAACCUUCAUUUGCUUCGAAGCUAAAUCCGCAAGGAUUCAGCCCAAUCCACCUAGCUAUGCAAGAAAACAAAAACCGAAUGGUGUUGUGUUUUGUUAACAUGAACAAGGACCUUGUGAGAGUGAAAGGGAAGGGAGGUUUGACUCCUCUUCAUUUUGCAAGUCGAAAUAAGGGAGAUGUUGAACUUUUAGCUAAUUUCCUCUCUGCAUGUCCGAAUUCUAUUGAAGACUUGACUGUGAAGGGUGAGACUGCACUGCAUAUUGCUGUCAAAAAUAACAACUACGAGGCUCUUGAACUCCUUAUUUGCUGUCUUAGAAGAAAUAUCACAAGAGGUGCUAGGGAGUUGCAUUACAAUGUAAUAAAUUUGAAGGAUGAGGCUGACAACACCGUUUUGCACAUUUUAGCGCAAAGGAAUUUAGAGCCACAGGUAUUGCAGACACUUGGAUUAUUGUUAAAGACUAAAAUAAAUUUGAACGCAAAGAAUUUGGAGAAUAAUACAGCAUUAGACAUGGCACUGAAUGAGGAUAUUAGGCGUAAAUUGCUGAGUGUUGGAGUAAAACCUGGCUUACGAGUCCGCGCUGCUCCAACACUUGCACAAAGACUAAAAUCAAAUAUUACAAUUAUUGAUAAAGUGGUUAUUUAUAUAAAAUCCCUUAGAAGAGAUAUAUCAGAGAAGCAACGCAAUACUUGGUUGAUUGUUGCGACUCUUGUUGCAACUUCCGUCUAUCAAUCAGCACUGAAUCCCCCAGGAGGAGUUUAUCAGGUUAAUGCUAACUCAGGAAAUGGUGGGAAAUCGGUCAUGCCAAAUUCUUAUUUCUUGCCGUUUUCAUUAGUGAGUAUGUUUGCCUUUCUUGUAUCAAUUCUAGCAAUACUUCUUAUGACCCCAAGUGGGUUAGUACUAGGCGGUCUGGUGAUCGGUCCUGUGGGAUGGUUUUCCUAUAGUUAUCUAAUUUCCAUGUUGUACAUAUCCCCACAUUCCAACAUCAUUUUUGUUAUCAUUAUAUAUGUAGUUGGAUGUGUCCUGUCCACUGUUUUGGUUAUUCCGUUGUACUAUGUAUAAUUAGACGGUGGGCAAGGCAAUGCACCCUACUUUGUACUGGAAUCGGUAAAAUUUAUUUGGGUGUCGUGUUUGAUCUCAAUGGAUCAGGAGAAUUGGAGGUUCACUUGUUUCUUUUUCCUUCAUGUUGUUGAUACUUGCCUCUCUCUUCAUGAGGAGUAUUCUUCUACUCGUGUGGUGUGAUUUUAAGGGGCUCUCUAGUUUGUUUGAUGUUUUCUCGUAUUUUUAUUUGUCUGUUUAUUUUUCUGUUUUGUUGGGUUCUUA